Messenger RNA from Lingula anatina, 2712 nucleotides. RefSeq names its product leucine-rich repeat-containing protein 71. The record is from RefSeq and is a predicted model, not a curated record. Gene Ontology annotation, molecular function: protein binding. Lineage: Eukaryota; Metazoa; Brachiopoda; Lingulata; Lingulida; Lingulidae.
AAGCGCUCCAGCGUUUAUUAAACGGCUAUUGUACUUAAUCCCCUGUCUUUUUGGGAUUAUUGGAAGUCACGUUUUCGAUUGGACGUUGCGUCUAUUCAUUUAUAAAGCAGAUCAUGUCGAACAGCUCAUGGAAAGUUGGAGCGGGAUAUUGUCAGAUUAUCAAGAGGAUGUAAAGAUUAAUCGAUCGCUGGCUCAUAAUCACCCUCCUCAAAUAUGGUCGGUUGGCCAUAUACAGUAGGGCUGGGGAGUUUAACUGGAAGAAUAUAUCUCGGGUCAUCGAAUGUAGAAAGUAGCUGCCAGUUGCUAAGCCUUUUUUUAUUUAUUCAUUCUCGAGGAUACAGUGAAAAGUUCAAGAAGGGAAUUAUCGGAUGCAAUUUCAAGAGAUUUGUAUGAUUCAAGUUCUAAUGAAUUCGGGAAAAUAUUUUAAACAAAAACCUUGAGAUUGUAACUUUUUCUGAAUAUAAGCUGCAGAUGAACAAUUUCUAUGGAUAUGAGGGAACACUCUAGAUGGAUGAUUUUAAUUCGCUGAAAAAUUUUAAAAGAAAAUUAUAGGAACAAGGAAGCCAUUAUCUAAAAAUAACAGCCAGAUUUUUUCUAGCAUUCAUUAAAUGCCAUCGACAAAAGACUAUAAAUGGCAAGCAGUCGUCGAGGUUCAGGGUCCAGCGGUGGAAGGGAUGCACCCUCUGUAAUGGGUGGCCAUCGCGAAGGAAAUACGAAUACACCGAAGUCCCCGUCACCUCAGUCGAAAAAAUCAUUUGCUUCCUUUGUGAAGAAGGUUAAAAUGGGCAAAAAAAUAGAGAAAGCCCUGAAGGACAAGGGGCAUUCCAGUGCCAGUCAAGAACAUGAGGAUGACAGUAAAACUCCAGAGCCAGGUGACGAUUCAGAGCCACAUGUGUGCACAGGCAACCUAAGUGUAGACUUCACUGAACUGUGUAGGAGGAACAAUAUGGCGGUCAUUCCGCCUGUGGUUCAGCGUCCCCACCGCCCUGUCACACCACCCCCUGAGCCAGCCAGCAAGGCUGAGAAGGGGAAAGGAAAGCAACAACAGCAACAACCAGAACCUGAUCCUGAACCUGAGGGAGAAGGAGAACCUGUUGAACCACCUCCGAAGACUUACACAACUAAGGACAAGUAUGAAUAUUUCAAACCUACAGUUCAGGUGGAAAUGGAUAACCCAGACAAAUGGGACACUGUCACAGAAGUCUUUGUUAAAGGUUGGAAGAUAGAUGAAACUAUGAUGAAUGUAUUCAAGCAAUGCUGGCUUACUAUGGAUAGACUUCAUACCAUCAAUUUAUGGGAUACAGGGCUAACAUGUGACACAGUGGAAAUUCUAUCUGGAUUCCUGCCUCAAUGUGCCAACCUUAAAACUGUUAUUUUAGAUGGAAACCCAGUUCCAGAAGAAAACUGGUAUUCACUCAUUGGUGAUGAAAGCCAAAUCCAGACCUUGUCCUUGCGUUAUAAUCAAAUUACUGACAAAGGCGCAGAACAGAUUGGAAAGGCUCUGGGGACCACACAGAAAGCUAACACUAAACUCUUAUCACUUAAUCUCAAUGGCAAUAGAAUCACUGAUGUUGGGGCAACAGCUAUAGCUGGGGGACUCAGAAUGAACCGUAAUUUGCUUUCCUUGUCACUAGAACACAAUCAGAUUGGGGAUCUUGGAGCUAAGAAAUUUGGAGAGGUUUUAUCUAGAUUUCCAUUGACCCAUGAAGAAGUUGUAGAGAGGAGAAAAUUGCUUUCAGAAAAGGGAGCUCCAGAUAGGACAAAAUCUCCUCCACCAAGCAGAAGGGCUGAUUCUAAAGACAGGCCAGGAAGUGUAAGAAGUAGCUCUCAGAUAGAUAAAAAGAGGGACAAAUCUUCAAAGAAAAAAGACACAAAAGGAAAAGAUGAAAAAGAUGACAAGAAAGGCAAAAAGGAAGACAAAACUGCUGGCAAGAAAGCUGAUACCAAAGGGUCUAAAGUCUCAAGUUCAGGUAUAGGAGGCCGUGGUUCAGGAGCAUCAGUAGUAGCCGAAACAGCAGGUAAAACUGCAGCAAAGGGCAAGGACAAGAAAGGAGGAAAAGAUAAAAAAGGAGCAGUCCAGCAGGAAGCAGAGCCUGAAACACCAGAGCUUGCAAAUCCACUGUUGGAGCAGGUAGAAAACAUCAAUCAUGAGCUUUGGGUACCUGGAAACAGAGUUUUAAUCAGCCUAAAUUUAAAAAAAAAUUUGAUAGGUUCAGAAGGAAUGAAAGAGUUGCUCAAAGCCAUACAAUAUCAAACUACAUUUUCCAAGCUGUCCUCAGGGUCAGGCACAGGUUUAAUGAGGAUUUGCUUAAAUAAAAAUAAAGUGUCUAUGGACAAUGAUAUUUUGGAGAAGAUAAACCAAAUGAUGCUAACCAAGGAUCCUUUUUACAAACCUCCCCCCUCUAGUCCAGAAAAUGAAUCACAGGUAGCAGGGUGACUGAAGGAAAAUGAAGACUUGCAAAGGACAUUUUUGUCAUGUGCUAGCAGAUGCAAAGAAACAUUUGAACUUUGGACUUAUAAGAAUAUAGACCACAGAAUUCAAGGUCCUGUACAUGUUGAAUGCAUAAGAUAAAAUCAGACAAUGAUAUGCUUUUUAGCCCAUAUUGAGAAAAUUUGAGAAUUAAAUUAAAAUAAAAAAGCCAAACUGUGAUAAAUGUGCAUAUUCUGUAUAAAUGUUGUACAUUAUGUGAAUAAAAUAUUUUUUGAAACUUU